Messenger RNA from Hirundo rustica (Barn swallow), 430 nucleotides. RefSeq names its product ribosomal protein L37a (gene RPL37A). The record is from RefSeq and is a predicted model, not a curated record. Gene Ontology annotation, molecular function: structural constituent of ribosome. NCBI's taxonomy places the organism in Eukaryota, Metazoa, Chordata, Aves, Passeriformes, Hirundinidae. Gene Ontology annotation, cellular component: ribosome. Gene Ontology annotation, biological process: translation. The transcript has 4 exons. The coding region runs from base 68 to 346 and encodes 92 amino acids.
UCCGCGUCACUUCCGGCCCGCCCGCGCCUGCGCACCGCCUCUCUCUCUGCGUCGGCGCCGGCGGAAGAUGGCCAAGCGCACCAAGAAGGUCGGGAUCGUGGGUAAAUAUGGGACCCGUUACGGUGCAUCCCUCAGGAAAAUGGUGAAGAAGAUUGAAAUCAGCCAACAUGCCAAGUAUACUUGCUCCUUCUGUGGCAAGACCAAAAUGAAGAGGAAGGCUGUGGGUAUCUGGCACUGUGGAUCCUGCAUGAAGACAGUUGCUGGUGGUGCCUGGACUUACAAUACCACCUCUGCGGUGACAGUCAAAUCUGCCAUCAGAAGACUGAAGGAACUGAAGGACCAGUAGAAGCUACUUCUUGUUCUCCUUGUGAAACAUCUUUUUCUCCACUGUCAAGAUCUGUCCUUUUAUCAAUAAAAGGGUGAUAAUGGA